Cylas formicarius (sweet potato weevil) is the source of this 2075-nucleotide messenger RNA. RefSeq names its product serine/threonine-protein kinase polo (gene polo). NCBI's taxonomy places the organism in Eukaryota, Metazoa, Arthropoda, Insecta, Coleoptera, Brentidae. The record is from RefSeq and is a predicted model, not a curated record. Gene Ontology annotation, molecular function: protein binding; ATP binding; protein serine/threonine kinase activity. Bases 93 to 1790 code for a protein of 565 amino acids. The transcript is spliced from 7 exons. Gene Ontology annotation, cellular component: spindle pole; centrosome; nucleus. Gene Ontology annotation, biological process: mitotic cell cycle; regulation of cytokinesis; protein phosphorylation.
CAACCGUUCGUUUGAUUUUCACCAUUUUGUGGCCGUCGUCGGAAAAGUUUUGUACCAGUUUGCGUUCGCAGUGCAGUUCGUCCAUUGUAACAAUGUCCAAAGAUGAAGAAAUUCACUGCAUGCCGGCAAUGGUUUACGAUCCGUCGACGAAAAUUCACUACCAAAGGGGACGAUAUUUCGGCAAGGGCGGAUUCGCUAAAUGCUACGAGAUAAUCAACAUGAAAGAUAAAAAGGCGUUCGCCGGCAAAAUAGUCUCGAAAACGUUGAUGGAGAAACAGAACCAGAAAGAGAAAAUGACGCAGGAGAUCCACAUCCACGCGUCACUGCAGCACAAGAAUGUGGUGCAGUUUUACAGUUUUUUCGAGGACAAAGCCAACAUUUACAUUGUUCUGGAGCUGUGCAAAAAGAGGUCCAUGAUGGAGCUGCACAAGAGACGCAAAGCGCUGACCGAGCCCGAGACGCGGUUUUACAUGCGGCAGAUAAUAGAAGGGGUGCAGUAUCUGCACCAUCAGCAGAUUAUCCACAGGGACCUGAAGCUGGGCAACUUGUUCCUGGAUGACGAAUUGCACGUGAAAAUCGGUGAUUUCGGCCUGGCCGCGAAAAUCGAGUACGAUGGAGAGAGAAAGAAAACGCUAUGUGGUACCCCAAAUUACAUCGCGCCCGAGAUUCUCAGCAAGAAGGGCCACUCGUUCGAGGUGGACAUCUGGUCGAUCGGGUGCAUAAUGUACACCUUGAUGGUGGGUAGGCCGCCCUUUGAAACUUCCAGCCUGAGAGAGACUUACUCGAAGAUCAAGAAGUGCGAUUACAAGAUCAACUGCAAUAUUUCGAGAAGCGCGAAACAUAUGAUCAUGAUCAUGCUGCAGUCGGACCCGGGCAGGCGGCCCAAGAUCGAGCAGUUGGGCAAACACGAAUUCCUCUACAACGGUUUCUGCCCGCAGGGGUUGCCGGUCAGCUGCCUGACGAUGUCGCCCAGGUUCAAUCAUAUCGAUCAGGUGCAGCACAGCCCGAGGAGGGGCCCCCUGCUCGAGAUCAACGACAACCCGAAUAUGGUGUCGCCGCAGAAGCACAACUCGAUCGCGGCCGGGCUGGCCGGCGUAAUGGUCCCCGCCCAUCAUUUCGACGCCAACCAAAAUUUCAAGUCCCUCAGGCAACUGCUGAUCCAGGCGAUCAAGUCGAAACCGACACUCCACAAGAAGGUCAACGACGAGAUGUCGGACCCGGCGGCCCAGCCGACCGUUUGGGUGUCGAAAUGGGUCGACUAUUCGGACAAAUACGGUUUCGGGUAUCAGCUUUCCGACGAAAGCGUCGGCGUCAUGUUUAACGACACCUCCAGACUCAUACUGCUCUCCAACGGGAUCAACGUGCAGUACGUCGACAAGAACGGGUACGAGUCGUAUAUGACGGUCGCCGACUAUCCGAAACAGUACGAGAAAAAGAUGAAACUGUUGUCGUACUUCAACCGGUACAUGCGCGAGCACCUAAUGAAGACGGGGGCGGGCGUCGUGAAGCAGGCGGACUCGAUGUCGCGGACGCCCCACCUCCACCAGUGGUGUCGCUCGACGUCGGGCGUCCUCAUGCAGCUCAACAGUGGCACCGUGCAGAUAAACUUUGGCGAUCACACGAAGAUCAUCAUGUGCCCCCUGAUGCAGGCGGUGACCUUCAUCGACGAGGAGCGAAACUUCCGCACCUUCAGGUUUGGCUCGAUCGAACAAUUGGGCUGCCCCGCGAGUCUGUUCGAAAAAAUGCGUUACGCUUACGAUAAAAUAAACGUCCUCCUAGAGACUGAAUAGACUAGUAGCUACGAAUUAAGGAUCAGGUCAAAUUCAACCGCCCUUUUUUUCAUAUUAUUAUAUUUAGUUUUCUUUUUAUAUUGAAUGUUCUAUGUCUCUAUUAUAUGAUUUUUGAAAAUGUUUCGUUAAUUUGAGUCGUCUGGUCCGCUUGGGGUGAAAUUAAAUCCUCUCGCCCUCGUUUAGUGAUCUAUAAAAUUAUUGUAAAAUUUUUUGUUAUCUCUCGUCCCAGUUCCGUUAAAUAAACUUGUACGUAUUUUUCGCAUUUACGGAUGUUUAUUUGCCUCC